AUGGGCAACAACGCUGUUGACGUGAAUACCAAUACGGUAAACGGCCGGACCGCCGACAUCAACAUCACCAGUGAUGGAUCGAGUUUCUACUUUGCCAUUUGCGCCGUCAUGGGCGCAUCCGGCUUCGCCUUUUUAUUCCUUGCCUCGCGCAGGAAGCGCACCGACCGCGUCUUCCACUACCUAACCGCGGCCGUCGUCUUCGUAGCAUGCAUUGCCUAUUUCUCCAUGGGCUCCAACUUGGGCUUCACGCCCAUCGAGGUCGAGUACAAGCGCAGCGAUCCCGUUGUCCGCGGUAACUUUCGUGGAAUCUUCUAUGUCCGUUAUAUCGAUUGGGUGAUUACUACGCCUUUGCUUUUGCUCGAUCUUCUCCUGACGGCUGGGAUGCCGUGGCCGACGAUAAUUUUUGUCAUUUUGAUUGAUGAGAUUAUGAUCGUCACCGGCCUCGUCGGCGCCCUCGUAGUCUCCUCCUACAAAUGGGGCUUCUUCGCCUUUGGCUGCGCCGCCCUCGUCUACGUCGUCUACCAACUCGUCUGGGAAUCCCGACGGCACUCCAAAUUCUUCGGCCGCGACGUCGAGCGCACCUUUCUCCUGUGCGGCAGCCUCACCUCCUUCCUCUGGAUCCUGUACCCCGUUGCCUGGGGCCUCUGCGAGGGCGGCAACGUCAUCUCCCCCGACUCCGAGGCCGUCUUCUACGGCGUGCUCGACUUCUUGGCUAAGCCGAUUUUCGGCGCGCUUCUGAUUUGGGGACAUCGUAAUGUUGAUCCUGCGAGGUUGGGGUUGGCGAUUCGCGAUUAUGGGGAUGCGGAUGCGGUUGUGCAUGAGAAGCGGGCGCCGGCUGUUCAUCCGGAUGGUCCUAUCAAUAAUAACAGCAACACCACCGCCACCACUGCCAAUCCCACCACUACUGUUUAA
This is a messenger RNA of Plenodomus lingam JN3, 912 nucleotides long. RefSeq lists its product as uncharacterized. Gene Ontology annotation, molecular function: monoatomic ion channel activity. Lineage: Eukaryota; Fungi; Ascomycota; Dothideomycetes; Pleosporales; Leptosphaeriaceae. Gene Ontology annotation, cellular component: plasma membrane; endoplasmic reticulum. The record is from RefSeq and is a predicted model, not a curated record. Gene Ontology annotation, biological process: monoatomic ion transport.